AUGAUCAUGAGGCUCUCCACGAUCGUCGCCUUCCUCUGCUCACUCCUCGUCGUCAGCGCAUAUUAUAUGGAAGAGAAGCGAGUUGACCCUAAUGGCUUCCGAAUGGGCUUUGGAAAGCGCUCUUUUGACCCGAAGGCUUACAGAAUGUCCUUCGGCAAGCGGGGUCUAGACGCGAACGCCUACCGUAUGAGCUUUGGAAAGCGAUCCGAUCCCGAAGCCACUUGGGAAAUGGAGCAGAUG
This is a messenger RNA of Mesorhabditis spiculigera, 240 nucleotides long. Lineage: Eukaryota; Metazoa; Nematoda; Chromadorea; Rhabditida; Rhabditidae. The record is from the annotation of a GenBank genome assembly.